AAAAUUUGUUAGACCCGAACCGAUAACUAACUCGUUUAGUCAUGACGGUAAAGAAAAUAAAAUGGCGGCAUGCGGCUGCUGCGCAAAAGCCGGAUAAGCAGCCGAGUCUGUAGCGUAUUUGACGGGUAGCGAUGCUAGGAAUACUUUCGACCCUUCGUGCUGCCCGAAGACUGUCAGCGGAAUGCUUUCUCCGCCGCAACCCGCUUAUCGCAGGGCAUGCCGUCGAUCGGGUAGCCGCAGCCAGGAAAGUCUUCUUGCACUGUAAAAAAGACAACAUUUAUUACCAUUCCCUUCUUCCUUGUUCGGUUGACGCUUUCCAAUUCAGUACAUCCACAUUCUUUCCUACUGCGAGCACAAGCGACGAAAAUGGGGAUGAUGAAAAUGACUGUGGCGGUGCUGUGGAUGGUGUUGGAGUGACUGAUUUUGAACCUCCACCAGGCCAUCAUUCUACGAAAAACAGAAAUUCGGAUGCUUAUUCAGCUAUUGAACUCGCAUUGGACUCUGUGGUCAAGAUUUUUACGGUGUCCAGUAGUCCUAAUUACUUCCUACCUUGGCAGAAUAAAUCCCAGCGCGAAUCUACCGGCUCAGGUUUUGUUAUUUUUGGAAAGAGGAUCCUGACAAAUGCGCAUGUUGUGGCUGAUCAUACCUUUGUACUAGUAAGAAAGCAUGGGUCUCCAACCAAGUAUAGAGCUAAAGUCCAAGCGGUUGGCCAUGAAUGUGACUUGGCUAUUCUAUUGGUUGAGAAUGAAGAGUUCUGGGUGGGCACAAACUCAUUGGAGCUCGGAGUCGUUCCAUUUCUUCAAGAAGCUGUUGCUGUAGUUGGUUAUCCUCAAGGGGGAGACAACAUUUCUGUCACAAAAGGUGUUGUCUCAAGGGUCGAACCUACACAAUAUGUACAUGGUGCAAGUCAGCUCUUGGCAAUACAAAUUGAUGCAGCUAUAAAUCCCGGAAAUAGUGGAGGGCCUGCAAUCAUGGGUGACAGAGUUGCCGGGGUUGCAUUCCAGAACCUCUCAGGUGCAGAGAAUAUUGGCUAUAUAAUUCCCGUCCCUGUUAUAAGACAUUUUAUAGCUGGAGUAGAAGAGAGAGGAAAUUAUGCUGGGUUCUGCUCCAUGGGCUUGUCAUGUCAACCUGCAGAAAAUUUGCAUCUUCGGAAAUAUUUCCAAAUGGAUCCAGAGUGUACAGGGGUACUUGUGAGCAAAAUCAACCCACUUUCUGAUGCUUAUAGAGUGUUGAAAAAGGACGAUAUCAUUCUUUCAUUUGAUGGUGUACCUAUAGCAAAUGAUGGAACUGUUAUUUUUCGAAACAGAGAGCGAAUAACAUUUGAUCACUUGGUUUCUAUGAAGAAACCUAAUGAAACAGCAGAAGUCAAAAUACUGAGAAAUGGCGAAAAGCUCCAGUUUUGCGUCAAACUUUUCCCACUAAAACCCCUUGUUCCAGUUCAUCAAUUUGAUAAGCUUCCCAGUUAUUACAUUUUUGCUGGUCUGAUCUUCAUUCCUUUGACUCAACCAUAUCUUCAUGAAUAUGGAGAAGACUGGUACAAUUCCUCGCCUAGACGGCUGUGUGAAAGAGCACUUAGGGAACUUCCAAAAAAACCGGGACAACAACUCGUUAUUCUCUCUCAGGUCUUGAUGGAUGAUAUCAAUACUGGGUAUGAGCGUCUUGCAGAAUUGCAGGUGAAGAAGGUUAAUGGGGUUGAAGUGGAGAACUUGAAACACUUGCGGCAUCUUGUAGAGGACUGUAGCAAGGAGAAUGUGAGGUUUGACCUGGAUGAUGAGAGGGUGAUUGUUUUGAACAACGACGUGGCAAAAGUAGCCACUUGCCGUAUUCUGAAACGCCAUAGAAUACCUUGUGCCAUCUCUAGUGAUCUUAUCAAUGAUGAUGAAAGACCACCACGGGAACUUGAGCUGGCUUGCUCGAUCUGAUGAUGUUUUCCCUCCGACCUUCAAUACUUUUGACUUUUUGAGCACUUGCUCUUGCCUAUAUGCCUAGUGCUCUAGUUUAGAUUAUGUGGCUUGAGAAUUGAAGCGGCAGAAUGUAUUUUUCACGUGCCAGCCAUCUAAAAAGCAAGCUGUUAAUCGAAGAGUGUAUUUCGAAGAGUGUAUUUCCCCCCCGACCUUCACAGAAUGUAUUUCGAAGAGUGUUAGCUGCUUAGAAAGGAAAGAAAUGCCUUCAAACGAAUUUUGAUUUGAUAGACUGGAAUACGAGAUGACGAGAUAUUCCCCCCAGCUGCUUAUUACGAUUAUUUACGAAGGCGGGAAAUGCCCUGGGUUCC
Molecule: messenger RNA, 2272 nt
Organism: Cuscuta europaea
Lineage: Eukaryota; Viridiplantae; Streptophyta; Magnoliopsida; Solanales; Convolvulaceae
Source: the annotation of a GenBank genome assembly